Messenger RNA from Mercenaria mercenaria, 594 nucleotides. RefSeq lists its product as uncharacterized. The coding region runs from base 63 to 473 and encodes 136 amino acids. The record is from RefSeq and is a predicted model, not a curated record. The transcript has 4 exons. Gene Ontology annotation, molecular function: protein binding; metalloendopeptidase inhibitor activity. Lineage: Eukaryota; Metazoa; Mollusca; Bivalvia; Venerida; Veneridae.
UUCACCACCGUGACAUUCAAUUUUCUGUCUUUUUAGUAUGUUGGUGCAUUUUAUCUGAACAAAUGCUGAAAUAUAUUAUUUUUCUCUGUGUUAGUUUUAACGCUGUUAGCAUAGUGUCAGGAUGCAGGUGUUCAAUAAUUGAAGAGAAGGAUCGAUUUUGUACAAAUGAUUACGCAAUAAUAGCGAAAGUGACCAAAGAAAGGAAAGUCGGUAAUGAACUGGAAUACCAAAUCACACAAGUUAAGUGCCUCAAGCCACAUAUCAAGGAUCCAUCCGUGAUUCGUGACAAAGUUUAUACGUCAACAACAUCGGCGGCCUGUGGUACGAUUCUGGACAAAGGCAGCACAUAUCUUCUAUCUGGGACGUAUCGUAAAAAUGGAGGUGGGCGUAAAGAGCAGUUUCUUAGUCUCUGUCAGAUAGCAAGAAAAUUAACAAAGAAGGAAGUUAAAAACUACAAAGUGCCCCAAUGCUGACAAGGACAGAACCAGGUUUGGACAGCUGUACCAAAACACAGAUGAGAACAAACAUAUCAUUGACUUACAGUUGUAUUCGUAUAAAGUUGCUUCUCAUAAAGUAUAAAGUCUGGAUACCUUG